ACCACAGUCCAUACGCACAUCUGUAAUGCACACGUUGUUAAACGGGUUCACCAAAACAAAAACAAAAAACAUGACAUUAACAAGGUAUCCUGUUCAGUGAUGAAAUGGCCGGUGGGGACUAAACUCCUGAAGCGGACCUUUUUUAAAAUAAGGGACUUACAGUAGCCUAUAUCUACGGCCAGACGGUAGCGUGAAGAAUGGAUUGAAGGGGUGCCGUGGGUAACAAAGGAAAAGUUGUAGUUAUAAAAACUAACUAUACUGCAGUCCGGGAUUAAUGAGCUAUAGCGAGUGUGUUGCGUGUGAUGGGGAAACAUGGGGACUCAAGUAGCCUAGUACAUUCAGUGGUUUAUUUUACUUUGUAUUACAGUUAUUGACUUUCUGCAAGUUUAUUCUUACAUAUUUCUUAUAAAAAACGGAUACAAAGGAUGUAACACAGCAGUUCUGUAUAGGAACAGUAUUCCUACAGCAAGUGCCCAAGAGAUAGUUCUGAAAUACUGUAUUUACAUAGUUAGCGUCGCGGUCGAGACCUAAUAGGCUAAACUAUCGUAGUUGUGUUCCGUCAUUGCAAGUUUGUUAUUAAAACACAAUAAUCUACAGGCUUAAUAGAUAUCGGAGGCUACUCAUACAAAGGUAACGACAGAGGCCAGAAUAGGCUACAGAUGACAGCUGAUCAAAAAAAGAUUGAUCUCAUGGUCUUUCAAUAUUGCAUUGACACAUUUUCGCAUCAAGAAGCAUAGCAGCGGCUACACAGUUAUUUGUUUGUGUCCCACCACUUCCGAAACAAAACUAAUGUAGCUUUUGGUUUCACCUACGUAAUAUCAGGAAACGCGACAACUGCUGGUGAAAUGAAAGCGAAACUUCUGCAUUCAGACGGGAGCCUGGAAGAUAUUAGCAGACACGGGGGAAGAUGUCACUCACGUUCAAUGGCUGGGAAACGCUGUUCGAUGGAAAGCGGCGGCUGAAGCCGGGCCAGGCACCGAAGAGGGGGCGAGGCUACACCAUGUUUCACGGGACGCACAAGAGCAAUGCCAAGGCCAUAAUCACGUCUGGGUUCAAGCCUUCUGCCGGAGGCACGCUGGGCCCUGGGGUCUACUGCAGUAGAGACCUUAACAAGGCAACGGCGUACCCUGCGUUAUGUCCCCAGAACGACAGGGUCGUCUUCAGGCUCCUCGUGCGAGUGGGAAAGGUCAAGAGGAUUGACGGACAGAGCAUGAACUUGAUAAACACGUGGCAUCAGAACGGCUACGACACGGCCUGGCUGCCGUCUUCCAUGGGCCGCCCCGAGGAAGACUGCGUCUGGGACCCGAAGAGACUCACCGUGGUGGGGAUUGAGCACUGCACUGAUACGCAAGUCAAAAAUGACUUGGAAAACCUCAUUAAGCAGCGAGGUAAGGGGGUGUCGGUUAGCGCCACCCCCUCGCAGGCCGAGUGUAAGAUAUGUGGGAAAUCCACGCAGCCUCAGACCACUCAUGUACUCCAAAAGUGUUGGGGCUGCGGAACGCUAAUCUGCAAUUUCAUGGAUAAGCAUGUAUGCCGCGGUAAGAGUUGAUAAAAAGCCGUAUUGUAUAUUGCUUAGGGACUUGCAAGUUAGCUAUUGCGUCAUUCGACCUUUGGCAAUGUGCUCAAAUUAACCUGAAUUGCUACAGUAAAUAGUGAUGUCUUGGCAAGGACGCUCUUGUAAAUGAGAUUUUAAAUCUCAAUGAGACUUUUCCUGGUUUAAUAAAUAAAUAAAUAAAUGUAAAUGGGCUAUAUUGAAUGUAAAACACAAACCAGGAAAGUUUGUCUGCUUAAUAUAAUGGGGAACCUUUAUGGUAGGUCUGCAACGCUGGUCCUGGAGAGCUGCAGGCCUAGUUGCUUUUCAUGGUUCAUGUGCACUUAAUUAAUCAAUUAUAGCUGUUGAUUACACAGUUUGCAGCUGAUUUUGAGGUGAAAAAAAAAAAAAAACAACUGAGCUUGUGGCUCUCCAGGCUAGGGUGCAGACCCCAGAGGCAGAGUAAACCAGAGGUGCCCAAUCUUAUCUGAAAAGGGCCGGUGUGGGUGCAAAAUCUUGAUUAAAGAUCCUGAUUAGCUACUUUGUUGAAUCA
Molecule: messenger RNA, 2084 nt
Organism: Anguilla rostrata (American eel)
Lineage: Eukaryota; Metazoa; Chordata; Actinopteri; Anguilliformes; Anguillidae
Exons: 2
Coding region: 908-1549 (213 amino acids)
Cellular component (GO): cytoplasm
Molecular function (GO): NAD+ poly-ADP-ribosyltransferase activity
Source: RefSeq, a predicted model, not a curated record